UCUCUUGAGGGAAAAAAAACUCAUUCACUUUCUCUGUUUUUUUUGUCCAAACGCACCACAAAACAGAGACAGAGACAGAGAACAGGGGAGACCAGAGAUCACAGAAACACCAAGUAGAGAGAGAUGGCUGGAAAAACCACGCUUGCAACCCUUGUUCUAGUGGUGGUAGCUGCUGCUGCCCUGAUGGAGGGCGCGGCGGCGACGGUGUACAUCGUCGGAGACGCCACGGGUUGGACCAUCCCCUCCGGUGGCGCCACCUUCUAUUCCACUUGGGCUGCCAGCCAUACCUUUGCGGUCGGCGACAUUUUAGUCUUCAACUUCAUUACCGGAGCACAUGACGUGGCAACGGUAACAAAAACUUCAUACGACUCAUGCAGCUCCGCCAGUCCUAUCUCUCUCCUAUCAACCCCUCCGGUGAACAUCACCUUAACUACCUCCGGCGAGCACUACUACAUCUGCACAGUCGGCCAGCACUGCGCCAACGGCCAAAAGCUCUCCGUCAACGUCGCCGCCGCCGGUAGCCCCACCCCCACCCCAUCCCCGUCUCCGGCAUCUCCGACUCCGUCGCCGACUCCGACUCCGUCAACGACACCGUCUCCGACUCCUUCCGCCACCCCCACCCCCACCCCCACCCCCACCCCCACCCCCGCUCCCACUCCCGCUGCCCACACGCCCUCGCCCACCGCCCAUUCACCGGCACCGUCGUCACCUCCAACCAACAGCCCUCCGUCACCACCCGCCAUGGAGUCACCGCCGCCAAGCUCCUCUACUUCCCCGACGACCUCUCCUCCACCGCCGCCACCCAGCUCCGCCCCACACAAGGCUGUUGCCACUGUCGGCAUGGUGGUCAUGUCCGUUGCUAUAGGUGCUCUGUUUUAAUUUAGAGCAAUGUCACGUAUACAGUUUUAUGUGUACAGAUCUGACCACAGAUAGUAUUUGGAAUCGUCCGAAUCACGUGGUUACUUACUAGUUUGUAGAGUUCACGUGCAUCGGACGAUUUCUAACACUUUUCUGUAUUAAGAUCUAUACACAAAUUUGUGUACACGCGAGUGUGCUUUAAUUUAUUUUCCCUCUCACAAUUUUGGUUUGUACACUCUAUUUGUGUUGGCUUAGAGAGUUGAAAUAUGGCAGGGGACAUUCUUUAGUGGAUUGUUGUAUUGGUUUAGUGAUUGAUGAUUUUAUUCAGCUGAAUAAAAAUGUGCACGGAUUUGUCUUUA
Molecule: messenger RNA, 1217 nt
Organism: Rhododendron vialii
Lineage: Eukaryota; Viridiplantae; Streptophyta; Magnoliopsida; Ericales; Ericaceae
Product: cucumber peeling cupredoxin-like
Exons: 2
Coding region: 124-879 (251 amino acids)
Cellular component (GO): plasma membrane
Molecular function (GO): electron transfer activity
Source: RefSeq, a predicted model, not a curated record